This is a messenger RNA of Patella vulgata (common limpet), 5230 nucleotides long. RefSeq lists its product as uncharacterized. Gene Ontology annotation, biological process: SCF-dependent proteasomal ubiquitin-dependent protein catabolic process. The coding region runs from base 205 to 2862 and encodes 885 amino acids. The record is from RefSeq and is a predicted model, not a curated record. Lineage: Eukaryota; Metazoa; Mollusca; Gastropoda; Patellidae. Gene Ontology annotation, molecular function: protein binding. Gene Ontology annotation, cellular component: SCF ubiquitin ligase complex. The transcript has a single exon.
AUACCAGUAAAUCGAUUAUAACACAGAAAUGCAACAUGACAAAGUUUAUAAAGCUCUCAGCUAUGUGAACUCAACAUAAAAAAACAUCCUUUUUAGAUAUGAAGCAGGCCAGUCCCAUUGAUUUUUAGGUAAUGAGUGUUAGGAUGAUUGUUUCUGAUGUUAGAUAUCUAUUCCAUUAAAGAUUUAUCUUGUGAUUAACUAAUUAUGGAUGAAGCUAUUGAAAAGUCAUCUGACAAAGUUGCGGACUCUAUGGGUUUUGCUUCUGGAAGAAACAGUAGUGUGUCAAGAACAACAUGUCUUGGAUCAAAUACUGUCCACUCCACAGAGAGACCAUGUACAAGAUCAUCAGCAAAUUUUGAUACAGGACUUAAUGAAUCACCAAAGAAUCCACAUGUGAUUGAAGCAACAGCAACAACUGACUCAGACACCUCACAAGCAGGACUCCUUCAAAAGUCUGGUUCAUCAAUAAACUCAUCAGAAUCGAUUGAUGCAUGUGGUACAGAUGUGUUAAGGUCAACGACAGCAUCAUCUUACACAACAGAAUCAUUAAGAUCUUCUAUAAUUCUUCCUAUAUCAGAUCGAAGCUACUCCCCAUCCUCCUCAGAAUUAAGUUUUAAUAUCUGUGAUCUGCCGGAGUGUGUUCUUUUGCGCAUAUAUCAGUGGUUAGACAUAAAAACUAUUGUGUUAUUUGUGCGCAAGACGUGUCGGUUGUGGCAUAAUCUCAGUUAUGAUCGUUCACUUUGGAAAACAUUGCAAUUAGACAAUGGUGGCUUUGGUGAAAAAAUGGGGGAUGCCAGUUUCUUAAAAAUGUUGGCGCCAAUUGCUGAUCUGGUUGAGGAGAUUACUUUUGGUUUUACAAUGCUUUUAUCAGACGAGUCUUUCAUGCAUAAAGAUAUUUAUUGUUCAAAACUUACCUACCUUGAUUUUAGUUUGACGAAUGUUACGACAAAUGCGAUUGUUUAUCUUACUGAAAAAUAUCCGAAACUAGCGAACUUAAAUCUAAAUCACUGUAGUUACAUUAAUAUCUAUAAAUGUUUGGAUUUUGUGGUCAAGUUUCAAGAUCUGAAAUAUUUGAGUUUUGAGGACUUUGCAUGUCCUGCAGAUGAUGAUAAACUCAAUGAUAAAAUUUUGAACACUUUUCAAAACUGUAGAAAUGUGGAAGGUUGUGAUUUGUAUGCCACCGAAUUGUCUGAUGUUACAUUAGCGGGAAUUUUCGAGUGUAGUCCUAAUUUAAAAGAAAUUGAUAUUACAGGUGCUGAUAAAAUUACUGUGAAUGGUUUCAAAAGUUUGAAUAAAAGUGUCCACACUUUGACAUGUUUGAGCAUAGCUUAUACUAUGAUUGACGAUAGAGGUUUAAAAGUAAUCGCAGAAAACUCUCCCAAAUUAAAGUCACUAAAUAUCAUGUCAUGUAUUUGUAUAACAGAUGUAGGAAUAGGUUAUGUUGCUUCAAAUUGUAAAGAACUGGAAGGUCUUCUAGUAAAUAAAACUGACCCAGAGGAAAAGGGCUGCAGCAUCACCAGUAGUGGGCUAGAGUCCAUUGCUCUGGGUUGUAGGAAGCUAAAAAUUCUGUAUGUCAGUUACUGUUUGUUGAUGGACGAUAAGUGCAUUUUAGCCAUUUCUGAAAACUGUCCAAAUUUGUCAAAACUGAGACUUGCUGGAUGUUUGUCCAUAACAGAUGCUUCCUUAAAGGCUCUAGGGAAGCAUUCUAAAUAUUUAAGGGAUCUGGAAGUUUCAGAGUGUGCUCAGGUGACUUCUACAGGUGUGGGAUUCCUGAUGGCAAAUUGUAGAUGGCUUCAGUGUUUGUCCCUAGAGACAUGUCAUAGGGUCGACGACAUCAACAUCUCAAAAUACAGACAUCUUCAAGACUGUGAUAUUGUAGAUGAUGAAGCUGAAUUUAAGGAGGAAGAUGGAAUCCCAGAAAUAUCUUCUGAAGCAUCAAAUAUGGACACUGAACUUGCUGAAUCAUUACAAACCGAAGCAACUGUCAGUGCUUUGGCCAAGAUGGAAGAUGAUACAAAAACCGAAGACCCAGAAGUCUCUGCACUCCCCAUGUCCACAGUGGUAGAAGAUUCACAAAUAUCCAAUGACCAACAUAGUACAAUGUCAAAAAUACUUCCAAGUUCAGAAAACGCAAUUAAAGUGUCUAUGAACAGACCAGAACAAUCAGAAUCAUUAGAUCAACAACAGAGUCCUUACAAUGAAACAGAAGAGACAUCUCAAAGUUCAAAAGAAGGUCCUCUGGCUUCCACCCUUCUGGAUGACAUGGAUAAAAUUCUUCUUUCCUUACAAGAUCAUUCUCAUCUACAGACUUUACAUUUAAGUUUCUGUUCCAAGGUCACUAAUGAAACUAUUAUAGAGAUUGCCCAAAAUUGUCCAGAUUUACAAGAACUGUCUUUGCGUGGAUGUCACCUCAUUACAGACGUUGCUAUUGCUACUUUGGUCCGUUCGUGUCCCUUGUUGAGAAUUUUGGAUAUAUCUGGUGGAUCGUCCUUUUUCUCCAUGAAGAUUUCCAGUGUUGCACUGUCUGCCAUUGCCCAUGAUUGUAAGUACAUCGAGAGGUUGAUGGUCUCUAAAAACAAGCUCAUCAACCUUUCUGGGCUCGAGGUACUUUUCAACAAAUGCACCAGUUUACAGAGUUUGGAAUUAACUGUUGGGGAACCGAUGUAUGCAUCAUUUACAGGAGUCAUGAGCCUUAUCAACAACGUUAAAGACAGAAUCGUUAAAAUUGCGAACAAGGUUCAAGUUAUAGCUAACAAACAAACCGGAAAUCUGCACAUUGAGUUUUAUCCUAACCCAGAGCCUAAUCGUGCUGUGUCAGCUGUUUAUUUUAGUUACGGUGCAGAGAGUGAGGACAAACUGUAGCAGGACAAGGUGGAAUGAAAAGACAUUAAGUUUUAGCAGGACCGUCCCUGGUUUAAAUGUUUUUAAUUUAUUGUAGAAAUGGUCACAGGGGCGGACAUGGCACGUAUGUCUAUUCCCAGGUCCAUCUAUAUACACUUGCAUGUUAAAAGAAUCAAUGACCGUUCGGACUCCACACGUGACCAUAGUAAAAAAAACAACAAUUGAGAUAUAUCUUCAUGUUUCUGCUAAACCCUAUUACAAUGUUGAUGUUGAUCGUCUUUACAAAUGACCCAGUGUUGUGUGUUUACCGGAUUCUAAGUGUCAAAGUGGAUAAUUUUAAAACAAAGCUACAUCAUGCUGACGUAAAUUAAGCAUCUCUGAAAUUUGGAUUUUGUCUUUAAUUAGAAAUAAUAUUCAUGGAGGACAAGAUGACGCAUUUAUGUUUAUUGUGUGCUUUAAACAUACAUUAUUCAAGAGCUAAAUCUGCCGAUUUCAAGUCUUUCUUUAGGCCUGAAAUGUUACCUAAAUUAUAAAUUAGACAUUAAUUAACUUAUCCAGACCAUAAUCAACUCUCGAUGUCAUCGCUAGUCUACGAAAUUUACUGGAUUAGGAUCCGAUUUGCUGCUCAACUUUCAUUCAUGAUUUAAUCAUGAAAUGGAUAUCCGAGACUAUGUUUUUUAUUGUACCGACUUUAGAAAUGAUGAUAGAGUCUAGGCCGAAAUUUCAAACGGUAAAUUCUCGGUUCAGUGUGGAUCGAUUUGACAAAUUUUCAGCAAAUUCCCUUUACGUUAUCUAGUUUUUAACUAUUAUAGUGAGAACUGCCAGCUAUUUAUCUAGUCUCCCAUCAUUCUCCCAUCAUGUAUCUUUAAGGAAAUCGUAAAUUCUCGGUUCAGUGUUUUUCGAUUUGACUGAAAUGUUCAGCAAAUUCCCUUUACGUUAUCUAGUUUUUAACUAUUAUAGUGAGAACUGCCAGCUCUUUAUCUAGUCUCCCAUCAUUUCUCCAAUCAUGUAUCUUAAAGGAAAUUGUAAAUUCUCGGUUCAGUGUGGAUCGAUUUGACCGAAAUUUUUAGCAAGUUCCCUUUACGUUAUCAAGUUUUUAACUAUUAUAGUGAUAACUGCCCGCUCUUUAUCUAAUCAAUCUCCCAUAAUGUAUCUUUAAGGAAAUUGUAUUGACUGUUUUAUUUUGUGACCGAUUUAUUUAAUAUACUUCUAGUCAACUUUAUUUCUAUUCAGUAAAGUCGCAUUCUUUGUUCAAAAUGAUUUGGCAAAGACUCGUCCAAUCUGAUUAAAAUGCAGAUCAAUAUUUCGUUCAUUUUUGUAUACGUUCGAUGUCCUCUACUACAUGAAGAUCUAACCGGUUGUAGUGGGAGGUCGCAUCAGGGGUCAUACGAGCGGCUUUUGACCCUAUGACAUCAAACAUUUGAUUAACAAAUUAACAUUAAUGUUUCUAGUGGGAUACCCGGGAUUCGAUGCACCACACGCCAGAUCUAGCCGCAACAGACCGUUUCAUUGGCUAAUUCCUCACAUCAACCAGAACGUGGGUUAUAUAACAUCUCUUCCAGAUCCUAGUGUAGUAAAGACAAGAAAAACGAAAUUUUGAACUAUGAGAAAAAGAAACGAAACGAAAUACCAUCUGUGUUUUAAUCAGAUUGAGACUGUACAGUACUGGUCGUACGGACUUUUACAAAUAACAGUUUCUGCCUCAAAAUUAUCUGCUUCGUCAAUUUAUAUGCUUUACGUCGCCGAUAGGAUACAAUUUAUAUGCAUAAUGUUUAUUAAUUCAUUAACAUGGUUAGUAAUCAGACGGUAGUCAUUGAGUAAGCGUUAUGUCAGCCCCGAAGGUGUUAAGACCGCGACUAUUAACUAGUGUAUAAUCCUUUAACCUCUUCCGAUAUAAUUUACUAAUGUUGACUUAUAUAAUUUUAUGACAUAUAUUUUCAUAAGUGAAAGUCACAUUCACAAGUGAAUCGUAUUAUUUUUACAGUGAUAAAGAGGUGCAUGUAAUUACUCAAUAACACCCACUACAUCGACAUCACGGUCACAAUAUGCAAUUGCGAUAAAUGUAUAGUGUGUAACGGAAUGCACUAAAUACCGAUGAUCGAAAAUGAGAAGCCACGCAAUGCUCUAAACUGUAUUCAAUAAAGCUAUUUUCCGCACUAUUUUGUGGUUCUAAAUAUUGAAAGUUAGAGUUAAGGGGUAUUGUUCGGUGUUAUUGGGUAUUUCGAAAUGCCGGUGAUAAAUCCCUAAUAAUCGGUUAUUUGAAAGCUGUUUAACUGUACUCUUGUCAUUCCAGAUAUUUGUCAAUUUUGACAAUGCUCCACCACCGACAUCUCGCUAUUUGUAAUUAUGAUUUGUUCAUUUUGCUAAUAAAUUUUAUGUCCAAAGCUUU